CGUCGUCGAUUUCCCGCGAACAAAGACUGGCCGACCGGCGAGCUAGGUUUGCGAACCGCGUCCCCAAAAGGGACAGACAGACGAAUCCAUAAAGGAAGAGGUAGGGGAACGCGCUCGGCUCGGCGAGCUAGGGGCCUCGGAUUGAUCGCGCGCGCGGAAGAGAAUUAUGAGCGAGCGACGUCGCUUAGCGUGCUGCUGUCAUCGUCGUCGUCGUCGUCGCCCCCGUCCCGCGGCCGCCGCCGGUUAUUCCACGAUCGAAGAAGGCUUUUGACACGAGCGCAACGUGCGCGCGAACCGUCAUCGUCAUCGUCGACGCUACCGUUAGAUACUAGACAGCGAGACGAGAAUCGUCGCCAGCCAGGCAGGAUGAACGGCUUCAGCACCGGCGAGGAGGACUCCCGGGGAGCGGCGGAUCAGAUCUGUUGCCUCGUCGAUGAGGGCGAGCGAUGCUCCCGCCCGGCCGGCAACGCGUCCUACAGCAAACGUAUCCAGAAAACCGUCACUCAACGGCGGCUCAAGCUUAAUCUCGAUCACAUGGCAAGACAUAUAUACAUCUGUGAUUAUCACAAGCAAGUGAUCCAAUGCGCGAGGACAAAGCAGCAGCAGCAACGUAGGCGCAAGGAUUCUGAAGAGGAUUCCGGUGAAACUGACAACGAUCUCCCAGAAGUUGAUCUCUUCCAAUUGCAAGUCGGUACUUUGAGACGGUACAAAAGGCACUAUAAAGUUCCCACACGUCCUGGUCUUAACAAAGCUCAGUUAGCAGAUACCCUCAUGAAGCAUUUUAAGACCAUCCCUGUAGUGGAGAAGGAAGCCCUAAGUUUUUUCAUAUAUACUGUUAAGACCAAUGCAAAUAAAUUAGAUCAAAAAAACGGUUUGAGUAGUAGUGAUACAACGUAGCGUGAUCAGAAAAUUUCCCAUGUCACUAUUGUAAUAUUACAAAUUAGUUACGUGAUAAGUAUAUCAAUUUUUACUUGUUAAUACAUACAUGUAUUUUAUAAGAAACUGUGUAUAUAAAGUAUAUAUUAUGUAUAUAUAUUAUUAGUAUAUAUAUACACGCACACAAAGCAUGUAUAUACAUACAUAUAUACGCACAUAUAUAAUUAUAAAAAUUUUAUAUAUGUAUAUAUCUGUAUGGGUAUAUGUAUUCUCCAAUACAUCAAACCAUUCACUAUUUUAUUUUAUCUUUCUUUCGUCGCACAUUUCAUAUAAAUAUAGUAGAUUUUAAAUAAUAUAAAAUUGUGCGUGCGAGUUGCUGGCGGUUUCGUUUUAGAAAUUGCGAGCGACAAUAUAUUUUGGAAAAAAUUUCAUGAAGAGAAGCAGUUAUUAUAAAAUAAACAAGACAUCUAUGAAACCAAUGCGUUUUUUUUUAUAUGUAUAUCUUUACCUUUAUUGAAAAAAAGAACCAAAUACAUAGAAUAUACGAUCUAUUGUUUUGGGAUCUCGAUCAUCCCUGUUACAUUUAAAGUAUAUGAAUAUAUGUAUACAAGCAAGGAGACAAGUCUAGUGCACUGUACAAUGCUCAUUCUGCUCUUGAUUUUUAUUCAAGAAAAAUCUGUAAGAAAGGAUAAUAUGCUUUUUGUGCAUGUCUUCUUGAUGCUUGUUCAUUAGUAAUAAUCUCCAUUUAUUACUAAUUACAUAUUAUCAUUAUUAAUUCGCUUUAAAAUUUCGAAUUUUUUGAUAAAAAUUGUUAUUCUCCUAUGGGAAUAAUAAAUUAUAAAUAGAAAUAUAUAAAUUUCAUAAAAAUAUUUACAGUGGGUAGACAAAAUAUUUCAAACAUGUUUUUUUUU
Messenger RNA from Cataglyphis hispanica, 1787 nucleotides. RefSeq names its product histone deacetylase complex subunit SAP30 homolog (gene Sap30). Gene Ontology annotation, cellular component: histone deacetylase complex. NCBI's taxonomy places the organism in Eukaryota, Metazoa, Arthropoda, Insecta, Hymenoptera, Formicidae. The transcript is spliced from 3 exons. The coding region runs from base 367 to 897 and encodes 176 amino acids. Gene Ontology annotation, molecular function: protein binding; transcription coregulator activity. Gene Ontology annotation, biological process: regulation of DNA-templated transcription. The record is from RefSeq and is a predicted model, not a curated record.